Messenger RNA from Theobroma umbraticum, 1926 nucleotides. RefSeq lists its product as uncharacterized. NCBI's taxonomy places the organism in Eukaryota, Viridiplantae, Streptophyta, Magnoliopsida, Malvales, Malvaceae. The record is from RefSeq and is a predicted model, not a curated record. Gene Ontology annotation, molecular function: zinc ion binding.
AAGCGGCGAAGAAACGGAAGGAGGAGUGGUCCUUCUUCCAGACCAGAGUUUCUCGUCAUCUUCCCAAGUCAGUCCGACCAGACCACACAGCCCCCCCAUUUCUCUCUAACUCGUCAAAAUUAUUUGAAAUUUUAGUCAAUAACAUAAUUUAAAAUAAUAAUAUUUUAUUAGAUUUAUUCUUCCGUAUAUUACUAGCUUCGCACCGUCUUUUGAUUCAUCGUCUUCUCAAUCUUUGUUGGCUUGCUUUCAUAUUAUUCUUUUUUAUUAUAUUUCAUUGUCAGUGAUUUAUAUAUUUAUCUUAUAUUUUGAUUUCCUGGGUUUCUUGGGAGAUUAACCAAGAAAACAAUGCAAGCAACUGGAGCUGAAGCUGUCAGCAAUGGAGUUUCUGAGGGUUCUUCUCAGGCAAAAUUUCCAAUUCUGGAACCCUCAGAUAGCGAAGUUUCUAAACCUGGAACAAGUGGUAGGCGCUUAGAUCUAUCUCUUCAAAUACCCCCUAGACCACUAGGAUUUGGCAGCCGUAGUGGAAAAGGUUUACUUCAGUCCCUGGGUUCCGGUAAAGGUACUUCAUCAUCAGGAGGCUUCUUGCGUGGCUUAAGUUUCAAGAAAAAAGGUGCUGUAGCUGAUGGUGAGGGAAGCUCUCUCCUCACUCCAGACAGCAGGACAGGCCCCGAAAGUUCUAAUAUGGCUAGUUUUCCAUCCCCAUUCAAUUGGAAAAGAUGUACAUCUCUGCCUGUUACACCUGCAUCAAAUUUGUCCCCAUCAGUUCCCAUGCCUGCUUCAGCAAGGAUGGCUGGUGAACAGAAUAAAUCAAAUAAAGGAGCAAAGCAUGCUGUGGUUUCAAGGUCCCUGUCGGUGCCUGGGCGAAAUGUUGUUAUAGUGAGAUCUGCAUCUUUUGAUACCUGUAAAGAGCAUGUCUCUGCUGAUAAUAGCGACGAUCAAAUCAAUCCUGUUCCUGCAGAAAGCAAUGAUGAGGAGAUUCCCGAAGAGGAAGCUGUGUGCAGAAUAUGUUUGGAUGAAUGUGAAGAGGGAAACACACUCAAAAUGGAAUGCAGCUGCAAGGGCGCCUUACAACUUGUGCAUGAAGCUUGUGCUGUUAAAUGGUUUAGUACAAAAGGAAACAAAAACUGCGACGUAUGUGGGCAAGAAGUGCGGAACUUACCUGUAACUUUGCUGCGGGUGCCUACUGGUCGUAGGGGUAAUAGACAGAAUGUUAAUUCACAGAGCUUAGCAUCAGAGUCCGUGAGUGUCUGGCAGGACUUUGUGGUGCUCGUGUUAAUUAGCACAAUUUGCUAUUUCUUCUUCCUGGAGCAGCUACUGAUUCAACAAAUGAAGACCCAAGCAGUUAUGAUCGCAGCACCAUUUGCCCUUACCCUGGGCCUCUUAGCAUCUAUCUUUGCAGUCUUAUUAGCAAUCAAGGAGUACAUAUGGACGUUUGCAGCUCUUGAAUUCGCACUUGUGGCAUUGAAUGUCCAUAUAUUCUAUUCUGUGCUUCAUCUGAAGGCUGUUUUCUCUAUACUGCUUUCGGGAGUGUUAAGUUUCGGGAUAGCCUUGACACUCAAUUCAUUGUAUAUCCACUGUUUUGGAUGGCGAGUUCAGGUAGGCCAAAAUUCUAACCCAGUGUGACGGAUCUGGAGAACGAAAGGUCCAUACAUUUGAUGCUACUUAUUUACUGAGGCCUUAGAUGUACAUACAUUUGUUGCUGAAGUAUUCUAGUAAAAAGAAUCAAGUUUUUAUCUAUUUCCAUGGUAUGAUGCCAUGGAAGAAAGGGGUAGUCUGGUGCUAAAUAUUGGAGAAUCCUUUUUCCACUUAUUCUGUAGUAUUAGGUUGAAAUUGUUUGUAGCAGCAGUAAGGAGAGUUUUAUUGUAAUUUUACUGAAGCAAAAAUGGCCUAUGAAUAAUAGAGUUGGUUUUCUUUACUUUCUUCCCA